AUGUCUCACCAUUGCUAUCUUUUGCCUGGUUUCUCUUCCUCGCAAGUCUUUUUGACUGAAAAGGAGAAGGAGUACGCGCAGCCAGUGCUCGAUUUCCAGCGAGACGCAAAACGGGCCCGUACCAACCCAACCCAAGACCAAAGAUUGACUGAAGUGCAGGUUCUUCAAGCACAGCGUCAACGAUGGAAUACGGCCGUGGCUUCUGCUCUCGCAGUGAUGACAAUUUUUGAUGAUACAGAAAAACGCCUUGUUGAAGCCAUCGUUCUGAUGCUUCUACAGCGUUCAAUGGAAGACCGAAAGGGCGCAUCCAAGUUGUUGCAAGGUCGGAUCGUCGAAAAGGAGGCCAACCGACAAGACCGUAUCACCAAAGCCAACACCAUCAAGACAGCUGUGUUGGCAGCCAUCGAUGCAGAAAUUGCCGCCAAUCAAAAGAGUGUCAACGACACACAAACUCUCAUUGACAAUGCUGGUGACGCUUUGGUUGUGGGUGUGGUGUGGGACACGAAGCGGUCCUUGGAGCGUCGUGCUACCGAGCUUGUUGCGGAGAGAGCAGAAAGUACCCGGAAAUGUGAUGCAGCAAUCGCAACAGCACAAAUCGAAGCCAACCGGGUCGCUGCUACCAUCACCAACUUGCGAAAGGAAAAGAGGACUGUGGAUGCGGAUGUCAAAGCCAUCAAGAACAACCUCACAAUCCUCAGCGAACUUGAUGUGGCGCAUGAUAAGGCUGAGAAGUAUAUUACGGUGGUCUUGACUUUCAAUCGCUCCGCAAACCGGGCAAUGGAUUCACUGGAGGAGCUAGAGGACGCCUUGAAACAGGAUUUAGAUUGUUGGAACGGUAUGUGGAGUGGAAGACAAUGUGACUAG
Messenger RNA from Seminavis robusta, 864 nucleotides. NCBI's taxonomy places the organism in Eukaryota, Bacillariophyta, Bacillariophyceae, Naviculales, Naviculaceae. The record is from the annotation of a GenBank genome assembly.